Messenger RNA from Entelurus aequoreus (snake pipefish), 4598 nucleotides. Its product is annotated as DNA (cytosine-5)-methyltransferase 3B-like. Bases 61 to 4221 code for a protein of 1386 amino acids. Lineage: Eukaryota; Metazoa; Chordata; Actinopteri; Syngnathiformes; Syngnathidae. Gene Ontology annotation, cellular component: nucleus. The transcript is spliced from 24 exons. The record is from RefSeq and is a predicted model, not a curated record. Gene Ontology annotation, molecular function: DNA (cytosine-5-)-methyltransferase activity, acting on CpG substrates; DNA binding. Gene Ontology annotation, biological process: negative regulation of transcription by RNA polymerase II.
ACCGUGCGCAUAAGGUCUGCAUUUGCCAAAAGGGGAAGGAAGAAGACAAUAUAUGACAUCAUGGACAGGACGACUACGGUGGCGGAUGCGAUGGAUGAAGAUCAGGCCAAUCCCUGUCAGGAAACAUGUUCUCCCACGGGUUCCCUGAAGGCUCCGCCCCUGACUGCGGGAAUCACUGUGAAGUCAGAGGAUAUCGUAAAAAAAAAGCGCACGAGCCCACGCGGAGAUGUGGUCAUCAUGAUAUCCGACGAUGAAGAUGAGAAGAUGGAUGUGAUGGAGAAGAGUGGAGUGAAGAGUAAGGGCCAACGGGAAGGCAGAGUGGACAAGGAUGGUUUCCACGUCACGGAGACCUUGUUGAGCCUCAUGAGGACACGCUGUGAAGAUCAGGGGUUCAGCUCAGACCUUCCCCUGGAUGCCAUCUGGAGCCCGGCUGGGCUCCAAGACCUGGCUCAGGUGUGCUCGCACUCCCCGUACUGUCUUUACCUCUUUGAUCUGAAGAAGCUGAAGGUGGAACAAGGCAUCCUUCUCUUGGUAAGCUACCUGGACCAGAGCCGGGGGGUUCAGGUGGUCCGUGUGCUGGGGUCUCUGAAGGUGGCCCCUGUCCUGCCACUCCUCAUCUCGGAAGUUUUGGCGGCGAUGCUGAAGGAGACACUGGGGACGGGCGUGUCCAACCUGACUUUUGUCUACAGCAACUGUGAGGCGCUGGAGUCUUCGGUCAGGUGCCUCUUCCCCUAUGUGGUCUCUCUUUGCCGACUCCCUGACAUGCUGGGGAAAGCCUGCCUGAUGGCGCUGCUGGGCUCCUUCAAGAGAGCGGUGGACUUUGUGGGAGACGUCCAGGAGCACUACAUACUCUGGUCCUCUGCCAGCGACGUUCUCAAGGCGGUCUUUGCUCAGCCUCCUGUGCAUGUGUGCACUCCCAUCUCAGAGCACCUCAUGUUCCUUGUCCGCUCCAUCCAGAGGAUGGCGGCCAGCUGGGAGGAUCUGGCGCAGGAUUUUCAGUUCAAAGCCCAGAUGACGGACGCUGAACUCAAGCUGCGUUUCCUCUUCCUGUCCGAGGCGCUGGAGCCCCUCCGGGAUCUGGCCGAGCAAGGCGGCGUGGCAGACGUGGCCACGGAGCUGCAUCUGACCUCCGAGCUGCUUCGCUCCUUCUCUUUCGCCCUCCUCCGCCCGUCCGCCGCCACACGCUUCAUCGAAAGGCCCGACCGGACACUCCUGUGCGACGAGGCGGAGCGGCUUCCCGCGGCCGAGGUCACCUUCGGCUCCGGCACUCGCGACUGCCUACUGGCUGUGAACCUGGGAAAAGACAAGCGACUCAACUUCCUGAAGAAUGUGACGGACUUCUACAAGGAUGUACUGGACAGUUUCACCCAGAACAUCCCUCAGCGCUUUGGAGACACCAUGCUGAGGAACAUCCAAUCAGUACACCAACGUCCCAAAGACAUCGACUUGUCAGGUCACAUGAUGUCAGAUCUGGGGGUGGAGUUGGGUCUGUGUGAGACGGGUUCGGAUGAUGCGCGGCGGCUGGAGGAAGACGUUCCCGCUUUGACCAAGUCGCUGAAGAAGCAUGGCGGCAGAGGAGCUGCUCACUGCUGGACCAAUACGUUGGCCGCCAUGAGUCCAGGUUCUCUGCUACGUCACCUCCUGCUGACCCUGCUGACCCUGCCCAGCUCUCUGAAUUUGAAGCCGCUUUUGGUUCAGGUUUUCACCAGUGCCAGGUUUCUGUCUGAGUGCCGCAGCGCAGAGGAAGCAUCCAAGUUGACUUCACCUCCACCAGGCAGGAGUCCACAAACACGCCGCAGACCGCGAGUCCUGACCAGGCAUCCAGGCCAAAACAAAAAGAAGACGCGUGGAAAGAGUCUGUGGAACUUGAGCGAUACGGACGGGUCGGACACGGACAAUUCAUCUGAUGUGUUUGACGUCUCAGAAGACGUAGAAAAAACUUCCCCAACUUUGGCAGAGUUUGUGUACGUGUUGAACAGUGAGGACGACGAUGUCAAGACCCCCCACAUCUCUGACGUCAAGUCCACAAGCUGGACCAGACAAGCCAGCGAGUGGCGUAUCGAGGCAGGUGACCUGGUGUGGGGGGAGCUAGAGAGUUACGCUCCAUGGCCUGCAGUGGUCCUGUCCUGUCAGUCCAAACAGGACCUGGCCAACAAGAAGAUGGUGUUGUGGUACGGAUGCAGCAUGUUUUGUCAGGUGAGCGAGGACACGCUGAAGCCGUUUGCCGACUUCUCCAACCACUUCUGCUCCAGAUCCUUCAGCAUCCUCAACUCCUACAGGGACGCCAUCGAGGCGUGUCUGCAGGAGGCGGCUCGGCGCUGUAAAAAGACCUUUUCUUCAUCCUCAUGUGAGAAAGAUGAGCUGCUGAAGAAGAUGUUGGCCUGGGCUCUUGGAGGCUUUCAACCCUCCGGACCUGAUGGACUCAAACCUGCGUCCUCUGAGAACGGUGCGAAGGAAGGACCACACAUCCCAAAACACAGAAGACGAGGACGAAAAAAGCGAAGAGCCAGCGCGAGCGUGAAGAUGGACAUGGAGGUGGAGAUGACGGAAGCCUGCAUCUCCCUCAGCAAACUGUCACAUGACCCCGGAGACAAGCCCACCCCCAAACUGUCACACGACCCCAGAGACAAGUCCACCCCCAAACUGUCACACGACCCCAGAGACAAGUCCACCCCCAAGAGCGCAGCAAAGCGCAAGAAGGUCCUCCCCAAAGAGAGCCCCGGCUCCAAAAAGCGAGGUGGGGCGGGCACGCUGGAGGAGAAGCCAGGCUCUGGACCCAGUAAGAGGUCCUACACCCACUACAACAAGGUCAACCAGUCCAACAGCGCCAUCUACACUCAGCCAGACCAGAAGCUCAGAGAGGAAACCAUUAGGAGAAUCGUGGACGAAAAACUGGACAUCGAAGGUUUCUGUCUGUGCUGUGGCGAGGAGAAGGUGGACAUGGUCCAUCCUCUGUUCAAAGGAGGUCUCUGCUUGACGUGCAAGGACAACUUCACAGAGACCUUGUAUCGCUACGACGAGGACGGCUACCAGUCCUACUGCACCAUCUGCUGCUACGGCAUGGAGGUCAUCCUGUGUGGCAACGACGGCUGCUGCAGGUCCUACUGUGGAGACUGUCUCAACAUCCUGGUAGGGGGCGGCACCUUCGACUCGCUCAAGGACGUGGACCCCUGGAUCUGCUACCUGUGCCAGGACCACCAGGCCCACCGGGCCCUCAUUCCCAGGGAGGACUGGAGCAUUCAAGUUCAGCAGUACUUUGUCAACAACAGCGCCAUGGAGUUUGAGCCCCACCGGGUCUACCCCUCCAUCCCCGCCAACCAGCGCAGACCCAUCCGAGUUCUCUCGCUGUUUGACGGCAUCGCCACAGGCUACCUGGUGUUGAAGGACCUGGGCUUUAAAAUCCAGACUUACGUGGCCUCCGAGAUUUGUGAGGACUCCCUGGCGGUCACGCUGGUCAACCACGAGGGGAAGAUCAACCAAGUUGGAGACACCCGCAACAUCUCCAAGGAGCUGAUCCAGGAGUGGGGUCCCUUUGACCUGCUGAUUGGUGGAAGCCCCUGCAACGACCUCUCCAUCGUCAACCCCAUCCGGAAAGGAAUCUACGAGGGUUCCGGAAGGCUCUUCUUUGACUUCUACCGCGUCCUGCAGAUGCUGAAGCCCAAGGAAAAAGACUCCAGGCCGUUCUUCUGGCUGUUUGAGAACGUAGUCUUCAUGAACACUCACGACAAAGUCAACAUCUGCCGCUUCCUCGAGUGCAACCCAGUCCUGGUGGACGCCGUCAAAGUCAGCCCGGCCCACCGAGCUCGUUACUUCUGGGGGAACAUUCCAGGGAUGAGCAGACCCAUCACAGCCUCCCAAAGUGACAAGUUGAAUCUCCAGGACUGUUUGGAGAUCGGCAGAGAAGCCAGGGUCACCAAAGUGAGAACUAUCACAACAAACCCAAACUCUCUGAAGCAGGGCAAAAACGUCUCUCAACUUCCUGUCCUCUGUAACGGCAAAGAGGACAACUUGUGGAUCACCGAGCUUGAAAAGAUCUUCGGCUUCCCCAAGCAUUACACGGACGUGAGGAACAUGAACCGCCAGCAGAGGCAGAAGGUGCUGGGCAAGGCCUGGUGUGUGCCCGUCAUCCGCCACCUCUUUGCCCCGCUCAAGGACUACUUUGCCUGCGAGGAGCUCACCCACCCGUGCCACUCUCCUCCUCCCCCCCUGCAGCUCAGGUAGAACACCUUUAUCUUCCAUUUUCAAAUACGCUCCAAUGAGGCAGGAUGGCCCAUGAUGUGGGUUGUUGGGGUGAGCAAAUCAAGCGCUCCUUUUCUCUCAUCUGUCGUAAACAUCACACCAUUGUGUGGGACUUCUUCACUCUUUCACACCACCAGCAAACAUGUGUGGGACUUCUUCACUCUUUCACACCACCAGCAAACAUGUGUGGGACUUCUUCACUCUUUCACACCACCAGCAAACAUGUGUGGGACUUCUUCACUCUUUCACAGGAAGACAUUUUGUGUGCUAUUCACGCCAAACGUUCUGCCAAUAUACAAACCCCGUUUCCAUAUGAGUUGGGAAAUGGUGUUAGAUGUAAAUAUAAACGGACUACAAUG